This is a messenger RNA of Solanum dulcamara, 1875 nucleotides long. Its product is annotated as protein TIC 62, chloroplastic. The record is from RefSeq and is a predicted model, not a curated record. The coding region runs from base 111 to 1640 and encodes 509 amino acids. Lineage: Eukaryota; Viridiplantae; Streptophyta; Magnoliopsida; Solanales; Solanaceae. The transcript has 13 exons.
UCCGAUAUAGACUAUGUGGUCAGAAUGUGGUGACUGGGGAGCUUAACAACAUCCACUCCACAUGGGCAAACUCCUAAAACACACAACUCCAACGUAACAGAUUUCCAAUAAUGGAGCUGCGUUGCUUGCCGUCACUCAAUAUACCUCCAACUGGUUUAACAGAGAAGCCAUUUUUGUGUGGACACCCUGUUACAUUGAUUCACACUAGCACUAAGAGAGCCCCAAAUUCCAAGAACCUUAAGCCCCUUCGUUUCAGAGCUCAAAUUACAGCAAAAAUUAGCUCAUUGGAACCUCAAGGAACUGCAAAAGAUGUCAAAUCAAAAGAUGGAAAUCUUGUUUUUGUUGCCGGUGCAACUGGUAGGGUUGGUUCUCGGACUGUAAGGGAGCUUUUGAAAUUAGGCUUUAAAGUUCGAGCGGGAGUUCGGAGUGCUCAAAGAGCUCAACCUCUUGUCAAAAGUGUUGAGCAGAUAAAACUUGAGAAUGCUGCGGAUGGAGGAGCAAAAGCUAUAGAAAAGCUUGAAAUUGUGGAAUGCGAUUUGGAGAAAAGUGAUCAGAUUAGGCCUGCACUGGGCGAUGCAUCAAUUGUUAUAUGUUGCAUUGGUGCCAGUGAAAAGGAGAUCUUUGAUGUUACUGGACCAUAUCGAAUUGAUUACCAGGCCACUAAAAACCUUAUUGAUGCAGCAACCAUCGCAAAAGUUGACCACUUUAUCUUGCUCACAUCUUUGGGAACAAACAAGGUCGGUUUUCCUGCAGCCAUUCUCAAUUUGUUUUGGGGAGUCCUCAUUUGGAAAAGGAAAGCAGAAGAGGCACUGCUUGCCAGUGGACUUCCUUAUACUAUUGUGAGACCUGGAGGAAUGGAACGUCCCACUGAUUCUUUCAAGGAAACUCAUAAUAUUACUCUUUCGGAGGAAGAUACUUUAUUUGGUGGUCUCGUGUCAAACCUUCAGGUGGCAGAACUAAUGGCGGUUAUGGCCAAAAACCGUAGCCUUUCAUACUGUAAAGUGGUUGAAGUAGUUGCAGAAACAACAGCACCGUUGACCCCCAUGGAGGAUCUUCUUGCAAAAAUUCCCUCCCAACGUGUUGAGGUUUCCCCGACCAAGGAAUCUGGUGAUUUACAAAAGCCUACAACUUCAAGCAGUAUUACGUCUCAGAUCCCUGAUACCUCGCUCAAGAAAAAACCUGCUGAAACAAAGUUGAAAGCAGCAGUACCACUCUCUCCAUAUACUGCUUAUGCAGAUCUUAAACCGCCUACAUCUCCUAGUCCAAAUCCUCCCGGUGGUCAUCAAGAAGGUGCAAGUGGAGAAGAAGAGACCAAACCCACUAAGGAAGCCCCUUCUAUUGUUGAUAAAACUUUUGACAAAGAAGAAUUUCUGACUACAAGGCCUUUGUCUCCAUACGCUGUUUAUGAAGACUUGAGGCCACCUACAUCUCCAAGUCCAAGACCGAGUGGUCCGAAAUCCUCAAGUACUGUGGAAGUAACAUCACCAGUCACUGGAGGCAACAAUGUGGCAAUCCAUAGUGCUACCAAUUCCGCCAAGGAGGAUUCGUCAAAAAAAUUAGCUUCCUGUCAUUCUCCCUUCCCUGCGUAUGAGGACUUCAAGCCUCCAAGUUCUCCAACGCCAUCUUUCAAUAAAAUGUGAAGGGCUGGAAUCUAGUUCUGUUUUGUUUCAAGGAAUAAAUAACUAGCUGUAUCUCGGCAAGCUUAUUGCGUAAUGCAUCAACUCAAAGAAUUACAGUUGGAGCAAUUUUUGAUGUCUUUAUUUUGUUCUUUCCCUUGUAUUUGAUUUGCUGGUGUCAACUUGCAUACUGUCAACUGUUAACUCUUUUAGCAUUCACAUGUUAUUGUAUAAAAUGAGACCACAUUUUCCUUCUUUA